Molecule: messenger RNA, 1658 nt
Organism: Ectocarpus siliculosus
Lineage: Eukaryota; Phaeophyceae; Ectocarpales; Ectocarpaceae
Source: the annotation of a GenBank genome assembly
AUGCAGGACGAGACGGAGGAGGAGGGCAAGGAAGAUGGUGCGGGCAGCGGUGCGGGUUCCGGCGGCGGUGCCGUUGCAGGUGUCUCCAAUGGGAAGGGUGUGGGGAAGGGCGGCAGCAGCACCUGGGGAAAGGACGAGAGGGUGGUGGGGAUGAAGGAGUGGAGGGUGCCCCCGACUUGCUACAUCUGCCACCCCCCUCUCGCGUCCGUGCAAUUCUGGGAGCAGCCCAUGGCCGUGGUGGCGGGGUGGCCCUUCCAGAUCCCGCUCGGCAUGCUCGAGUACGACCACGCCAGGAUCGCCUCGGACGAGGUCACCCCGAAGAGGGACACCAUCGCCGAGCACCACCGCGACAGGCGGGGCAACUUCGCCGCUUUCCUCUCAGUUCCGCCUGGAGAGCACGCGGUCUCCAUGCAGAACCGCGGGCUUCUGCGCUACCCACUCUGGGUGUAACCUCUACCUCUACCGCCACCGCCGCCGCCACCCGCGACGGCAUCCAGCCCUGCCGCACGGGGAGGAUACGAAGGCGACGAGACGCAGGCAUCCCCGUCUUCCCUCCGCCCCUCGGCGUCGGCGGCAGGAGGUCCCGAGACGUCGGUGGCCGCGGACGACGGAACGCGCGCCGGCGGUGACGGCGGCAGUGGCCCGGAAGACACGGCGGCGGCGGUGAGGGAGGAUGCUAUCGCUGGCGCCGCCGAAUUCGAGGACAACGUCGAGUCCGACCUGGAGGACACGCAUGAGUCGACCGCGGGCGAAGACCCAUCAGCGUUGGCAGAGUCAGAGGUUGUCGUGGCAGUGGCAAUGACUGCAGUGGCGGCAGCGGCGGCAGAGGCGGCAGCGGCGGCAACGGAAACACGACCGGCGGCGUCCCCGUCGUCCCCGCGGUUUGAGGAGUGGCCCGGGUUUCUGUGUCCCUCGUCAAGGCGUUUGCGCGCGCCGCUCCGGUGGAGAAUCCGAAGGGCCUGCUGCCGCCUUCGCCCGACGUUUUGAGGUUCAUCCACCAGGUGGCUAGCGCGAAGGCGGAGAGGACACCGGCGCUGUACGGCACGCUGGAUGAGCGCACUGCUCGCCGUAGGCUACAAGAACUCCAGUCCUUCCGCUCUCGAUAGGGAGCUAACAAUCUUGAGGACGAUGGAGCAACGCCACAGUUCGGCAGCCGCGCCCGGACCUCCGAUACGGCCAGAUGCCGAUGUUGGUGGCGGCGGCGGCGGCGGCAGCAGCGGGGGAUGCGUAAUUACCCUGGACUCUUUGAGCGCGCGGGAAGAAGAUGUCUUGGGGGGCGUCUUUGGCGCCGGGUCGGCAAUCUAAGGGGAGACCUCACGCGGCAGAGAGAAGACCGGCAGGCGCUCGCCCGGCAGCAUCAGGGGCGAGAGGAAGGGGAGUAACAGCAAAUGGUUGAGCGGCGCGAGGGAGGCGAAAAAAGAAGGGCGAAGGGACAGCAGCAGGAACGGCAGUUGCGUGCCUCAGAAGCAGCCGCAGACGCAGCAACCGCAACAGUUGGAGCACCAGCAGCCUUCGAACCCGCCUGCGUGGGGGGGGAGAACGAGAACGAAAUGCUAAGAGCAAUAGAGCAAAGGACGCGAAACCGAGACGGUGUCUGUUGUUGCGCUUCUUAUGCGGCGGGCGGCGGGAUGCUUCGUCUUGUCGAUUUGGUAUUGUUG